Molecule: messenger RNA, 405 nt
Organism: Dermacentor andersoni
Lineage: Eukaryota; Metazoa; Arthropoda; Arachnida; Ixodida; Ixodidae
Source: RefSeq, a predicted model, not a curated record
UCGACAGGUUGACGGGGAAAAAACUGGGCCCCUACCAAACGGGCGAGCUCUGCUACAAAGCGCCGACGGUGAUGGAAGGCUAUUACAAACGACCCAGGGAGACGGCCGAGUUCUUCGACGCGGAAGGAUGGUGCAGAUCAGGCGACGCAGGCUGUUACGACGAGGACGGACGUAUCUACUUUGUUCAGCGCUUCAAAGAGAUGAUCAAGUGCAUGGCCAACCAAGUGGUUCCUGCCGAGCUCGAAGAACUGUUGCUGCGAGAGCACUCGGGGGACAUCAUUGACGUCUGCAUCGUCGACGUACCGAACAAGGACUACGGAGAAGCUCCGGCCGCCGCUGUCCAGGCAUGAUGCGCAGAUGGCACAAAGGACUUUUCUGAAUUGUCCAGACGGAUAAAGAAAACUA